AUGAACACCAUUGUGUUUAACAAACUGAGCAGCCAGGUCCUGUUUGAGGAGAAGGCGAAAGAGGUGGAGAUGAGCAGCAGAAAUUAUCUAGAAGUCAUCGACGGGCAACAUCCAGACCUCCUCUCCAGCAACCAGACCAUCAGAGACAACCAGGCCAUCAGACACAGGAGGAGCGGGGGUCGUCCCAGCGGCAGCAAAGUGCGACACAAGCGCCAGGCCUUGCAGGACAUGGCGCGGCCGCUCAAGCAGUGGCUCUACAAACACAGAGACAACCCCUACCCCACCAAGACCGAGAAGAUCCUGCUGGCCCUCGGCUCGCAAAUGACCCUGGUCCAGGUCUCCAACUGGUUCGCCAAUGCCAGGAGGCGACUGAAGAACACGGUGAGGCAGCCCGACCUGAGCUGGGCGCUCAGGAUCAAGCUCUACAACAAGUAUGUCCAGGGCAACGCGGAGAGGCUGAGCGUCAGCAGCGAGGACAGCUGCUCAGACGACGGGGACAACCCUCAGAGGACACAAAGCGGCCCCGAGGAGCUCAACAAGCCCAUGUACCAGAGCGUGAUCAAGAAGGAGGGCUCCUCCAUGGUGGGCAUGGGCAUGGGCAUGGGCAUGGGGAUGGCCAUGGGCAUGGGCAUGGGCAUGGGAGCGGGUCUGCGCUCGGCCGCCUCGCUGGCCGAGGACUACGUGUCUCCGCCCAAGUACAAGAGCAGCCUGCUGCACCGCUACCUGAACGACUCGCUGCGCCACGUCAUGGUGGCCAACGCCGUCAUGGACGCCCGCAAGAGGAACCACUCCGGCUCCUUCAGCUCCAACGAGUACGACGACGAGCUGCUCUCGCCGUCCUCCUCUGAGGCGGAGGCGAACUUUGUUUAUCGGGCUGACUCACUGGAUAACGGCCGAGGCAAAGAAAGGUCAGCGAGGAGUCAGCGAGCGAAGGGCAAAGACGAGACGUAUUGGAGGGAGAUCAACGCCGCCAUGGCCUUGACCAACUUGGCGCAGGGGAAGGACAGCGCCUCCGGCACCACCAGCUGCAUCAUCCAGAAGUCCUCCCAUAUAGCAGAGAUCAAGACUGUUAAAGUGCCGCUGAUGCAGAAGUAUUAGCCCCGACG
Molecule: messenger RNA, 1106 nt
Organism: Cyclopterus lumpus (lumpfish)
Lineage: Eukaryota; Metazoa; Chordata; Actinopteri; Perciformes; Cyclopteridae
Gene: mkxa
Product: mohawk homeobox a
Exons: 7
Coding region: 1-1098 (365 amino acids)
Biological process (GO): regulation of transcription by RNA polymerase II; cell development; muscle organ development
Cellular component (GO): nucleus
Molecular function (GO): DNA-binding transcription factor activity, RNA polymerase II-specific; RNA polymerase II cis-regulatory region sequence-specific DNA binding
Source: RefSeq, a predicted model, not a curated record